UCCACGUUUCUCGCACUAAAGAUGGAGGACGAGGUGGGGCUUGACGGUAGAUCGGUCCGAUCUCCGUCGGAAAUCCCCCUGAUUCAGUUAUCUUUCGAUCAGAGUGCCCUCGCGACACGAGUAGAAUGGACGUGCGGGGGUCGCGUACUGCAUUAUCGAUUGUUCGCUUUUCAUUCAACCAUGAGGGUUUAGAUGUUCUAGCAAGCGUUUUGUCACCCACCAUGUCUUCACAGCCAUCGAUCGUGUCUGUAUCAUUCGAACAGCAUGCCUCCGGAGUAGGCAUCGAAGUCUCGAACCCCCGCAUUUCCUGGAGGUUUGCGGCAACCAACGACACGAUCGCCAAUUGGGAGCAAACGGCAUACACACUCGAAGUUUCUCGCAAGUCAGGCUCCCCAGAAUCAUAUCACGUCCGGUCAUCCGAAUCCGUCCUUGUUCCCUGGCCUAGCCAUCCCCUCCGGUCUCGGGAAGCCGCCCAAGUUCGUAUCCGCGCACACGGUGGCUCAAGUGCCGAGCCAACAGAAUGGUCCGAAUGGACAACUGUCGAGUGUGGCCUGUUGAACCGGGAAGAUUGGACGGCAAAGGCAAUCACGAGCAUGGUCAAGCAAGCAGAAGGUCCCCUCCGACCUCACCGUUUCCGAAAAACUUUCACCCUAUCUGCAGCAGCUAUAAAGCAGGCACGCCUCUAUAUCACCAGUCUCGGCGUGUUCCAGGCGUAUAUCAACGGCUUCCCCGUGGGGGAUCAUUGUAUGGCGCCGGGAUGGACGAGCUAUAAGCAUCGAUUGAAUUAUGAAACUUUUGACGUCUCACCGCUGCUCAUAACAAACGGGCCAAAUGCCAUUGCAGUGGAGCUUGCAGAGGGAUGGUAUGCUACACGACUGGGGUUCCACGGUGGUCGACGGUUCCUUUACGGCGAUGAGAUGGCACUACUUGCACAGCUCGAGAUUUAUUCGGGAACGGAAAAGCAGACUAUCGUGACUGAUUCCACAUGGAAGUCCCAUGAGUCUGCUUUGAUCACCAGUGAGAUCUACGAUGGCGAGGUGUACGAUGCCCGCGAAGAACAAGAAGGCUGGAAGCACAGCUCCUUUGCUGAAGAGUCCUGGGAUGCGUCGCGCGAGACCGAAUUCCCUCAAGCGGAACUUGUAUCCCCCAACGCACCGCCCGUGCGAGUAACCGAGAUCGUCAAGCCAGUCAAAAUUAUCACGACACCUUCGGGAAAGACGAUCGUCGACUUUGGCCAAAACCUAGUUGGGCGUAUCCGUAUCCCAUCACUUAUCAAACCAGCCAACCAUACCUUAACCCUCAUCCACGCCGAAGUCCUCGAAGAUCAAGAAUUAGGCAUUCGCCCUCUCCGCGUAGCCAAAUGUACCGACACGAUCAUUUCUGCAGGCACGGAGAUCCGAGACUGGACUCCACGCUUUACAUUUCAUGGCUUCCGCUACGUUCAAAUCGACGGAUGGAGUCCCCAGGAGAGCACCAACCCUCUCACCCUCGACAGUCUAACCGCCGAAGUCAUGCACACGGAUCUCAAACGCACGGGCUGGUUCAACUGUUCGCACCCAAUGAUUAACCAGCUGCACGAGAACGCCACCUGGAGUAUGCGCGGCAAUUUCCUCUCCAUCCCAACAGACUGUCCCCAGCGAGACGAGCGCCUCGGCUGGACGGGCGAUAUCCAAGUCUUUGCUCCAUCGGCAAGUUUCCUCUAUAACACGGCAGGUAUGCUAGGUGACUGGCUUAAAGACCUGUCAGCGGAGCAGCUCGUCUCACCAAAUGCCAUCCCACCUUUUGUCAUACCAAAUGUUAUCUCCGAGGAGCUCUGGCCGGUCUUCCCGCAAGCUAUCUGGGACGACGUUACCGUCCUGCUACCCUGGACUCUAUACCAAAACUACGGAGACACCGAUAUCCUGCGCCGUCAAUAUCCCAGCAUGACAGCCUGGAUCGACCGCGGCGUGCAGCGCGGACCAGACCGACUCUGGGACCAUACCCUCUUCCAACUCGGUGACUGGCUGGAUCCAACCGCACCACCCGAUCAACCAGGAAACGCCCGUACGGACGGCACCCUCGUCGCAGACGCCUACCUCGUGCACGUCACAAAAGUACUCUCCUCCAUCGCAAGCAUCCUAGAAAAAGCCGCCGACGCAACCCGCUACGAAACAGACUACCUCACUCUCAAGAAACGCUUCCAAAGAAAAUACAUCUCACCCGAGGGCUACCUAGUCGGCGACACCCAAACAGCCCUGAGUCUCGCCCUAGUCUUCGACCUCCUCGAUACCCCAACACAAAUCAGCAACGCCGGCGCCCGUCUCGCCCGUCUCGUCCGCCGCGCCCAAUUCCAAGUCUCAACCGGCUUCGCGGGAACACCGAUUAUCACGCACGCACUUACAAAAGCCGGUUAUACCCAGCUAGCAUACCGCAUGGUUCAGGAAAAGACCUGUCCAUCGUGGAUGUAUCCCAUCACCAUGGGUGCAACGACAAUCUGGGAACGAUGGGAUAGCAUGCGUCCCGACGGCAGUGUAAAUCCCGGUGAAAUGACGAGCUUCAAUCACUACGCGCUCGGCUCGAUAAUUAACUGGUUGCAUAAGUGCGUUGCGGGCGUGAGUCCGUUGGAUCCGGGGUGGAGGCGGGUUUUGGUGAAACCUAUUCCCGGGGGCACGGUGACUCAGGCCGAGGCAAUUUAUGAGACCGUUUAUGGAAGGUUGGAGUGUUCGUGGGAGGUUAAAGGGGGACGGUUCAAGAUGGAGGUUGUUGUUCCGCCGAAUUCAUGGACGCGUGUUAUUGUUCCUGGUGAGGGUGAUGGGGAAGGACGGUGGGUUGGGUCGGGGCGGUAUACUUUUGAGUCGAGGUUUGAUAGUCAGGUUGAUUGGCCGCCGAAGGCGUUGGGGCCGCCUAUGUUUGCGUUUGAGGAUACUUUUGUCUAGUGGGUAUGUGGAGGUUGGUGUUAGAUGCUUGAUGAAGUCUUAAAGCUUUAGAAUGAUGCGCUUCUUAGCAGAGAACUUCGAUAGGCAAUCAACUUUGUAUCCGGUAAACUCGAUUGAAUAGCCUACAACCGCUGCAAUCCCCUUAGAAAAGAAUGUAUAAAUCAUCACAUCGUAUCAGGAUCCAAACCCAGAACAAUCUCACUGACGCUAGGUAUGUCCAUUCUCGGACGUAUUAGAGCCACUCUCCGGUGUAAUCGCAAUAUCAGUCUGAACCUUGAUAUUCAACGGAUGCAAAUCAUCACCCAAAAACCGACCAUGACCCAUCUUCGCCCCCAUACGCUCAAUUUGCGCUCCGUACGUACCCGCUUCCAUCUUCAUAUACUCCAAAUCCGGCGAGCGCGGACUCGACUUGGAGAGGAAAUUGGAGUUGCUCAAGUCAGUGUUGAUAUAGUACGGGCGAUCACUUCGAUUCGAUCGAUUCUUCAGCUUGAGGGCCGGGAAGAGACCACGGAUAAUCGGCAGACAGGAACAGAUCAAGCCUACGGAGGGCUCAACGUGUGUCCAGAGGGUGGCUUGGUAGACAGUGUACGUAGGGUCGGACGGACUGAUCCAAAAGAGCACGACGAUGCGGUAGAUGCUCGCAAAGCAGACAAAGGCACCCAGCGCAAAAACACCGUUCAGCGCGAGCUUGUCUUGCCAAGCACGGUGUAGAUUCCAGAUCAUGGGAACUGGGAGGACGAGAAUGACAAAGUCCAUGAGUACGUUGAAGGCUUGGUUGACGAUGAAGAAGAGGUUUGCGUCGAAGCAUUGGCCCUCGACGCUGUGGUCCCAGUAUGCGCGCAGUGGGCGGCAUUGGCCUGCGCACGCGAGGAAGAUGGCCGUCCCCCAUGCGCCGAUGAGACAGUUUAGACCGAAGGUGAAGGUUUGGAAGCGUGGGGUUGUGAAGACGCGGCGGUAGAAGCAGAUAAUGGAGAUUUUGAUGGCGGGGCAGAGGAGGAAAUAGGUGAAUUGGUUGGCGAGGAAGAUCUACAA
Messenger RNA from Penicillium brasilianum, 3947 nucleotides. The record is from the annotation of a GenBank genome assembly. NCBI's taxonomy places the organism in Eukaryota, Fungi, Ascomycota, Eurotiomycetes, Eurotiales, Aspergillaceae.